AUGUCCACCAGCUUCUCCAGCCACAGCUUCAUCUCCUCCUCCAGCAGCCGUGCCUCGGUCGGUUCCAUGAGGAGCGGGUCCGCCAUGCUCCUGGGCAGCGCCCGGUCCACCGGCAGCGUCUACGGAGGAGCCGGAGGAUCUGGGGUGCGCAUAUCCACCUCCAGGGCCUCCAAUGUUGGAGCUGGCUUUGAUCUCGCUGAUGCCGUCGAUGUCUCUGCCAACGACAAGCAGACCAUGCAGAACCUGAACGAGCGUCUGGCCUCCUACCUGGAGAAGGUGCGCCAGCUGGAAAAGGCCAACGCUGACCUGGAGCUGAAGAUCCGCCAGUUCCUUGAAAGCAAGGUCUCACCCUCAGCCCGUGACUACAGCCCCUACUACGUCACCAUUAGUGACCUCCAGGCCAAGAUCCAGGGAGCCAUCGCUGUGAAUGGAGGACUUUACCUCAGCAUCGAUAACGCCAAACUCGCAGCUGACGACUUUAAAGUGAAGUACGAGAACGAGCUGACCAUGAGACAGUCGGUGGAGGCCGACAUCUCCGGCCUGAGGAAGGUCCUGGACGAUCUGACGCUGGCCAGAUCCGACCUGGAGAUGCAGAUCGAGGGUCUGAGGGACGAACUGAUCUACCUGAAGAAGAACCACGAGGAGGAGCUCCUGUUAGUGCGCUCUCAGAUGAGCGGAAACGUGAACGUCGAGGUGGACGCCGCACCCCAGCAGGACCUGAACGCCGUAAUGGCCGGAAUCCGCGAGCACUACGAAGCCGUGGCCGCUAAGAACCGCAAAGACAUCGAGGCCUGGUUCACUAGCAAGAGCGAGGAGCUGAACAAGGAGAAGGCGAUCAUGACAGAAACGCUGAACACCUCCAAAUCAGAAAUAACAGAAGUGAAGCGAACGCUGCAGAGUCUGGAGAUCGAGCUGCAGUCACAGCUUAGCAUGAAAUUGUCGCUGGAAAACACGCUAGCCGAGACACAGAACCGCUAUGCUAGAAUGUUAGCAGGCUUCCAGGGUCAGGUGGUGAGUCUGGAGGAACAGCUAGUGCAGCUCCGCGCUGAUCUUGAGCGCCAGUCUCAGGAGUAUCAGAUGCUGCUGGACAUCAAGACCAGGCUGGAGUUGGAGAUCGCCGAGUACAGGAGGCUGCUGGACGGAGAAACCACCGUCAGCACGACGAGCUCCAGCAGCUCCACCACGCGUAAGGUCGUGAUCGUGACGGAGGAGGUCGUGGACGGGAAGGUGGUGAGCUCCUCCUCCUCCUCCUCCAGUAAAACCAGAACGCUGUAAACACGCUAACCCUUCAUGGCGUCAUCAGAACACUGCAAACCCUGUGAAGUGAAGCUAAUGCUAACGCUAACAGAGAUAAAUAAAA
Messenger RNA from Trichomycterus rosablanca, 1360 nucleotides. Its product is annotated as keratin, type I cytoskeletal 13-like. Gene Ontology annotation, molecular function: structural molecule activity. The record is from RefSeq and is a predicted model, not a curated record. The coding region runs from base 1 to 1275 and encodes 424 amino acids. Gene Ontology annotation, cellular component: cytoskeleton. Lineage: Eukaryota; Metazoa; Chordata; Actinopteri; Siluriformes; Trichomycteridae. The transcript is spliced from 7 exons.